UUAUUUCAAUGGUCAAAUAAACUAUGUUAGUAGUUACAGUAACAAAUAUUAACGAAGCUCAACAAACAUUACCGAAUAAUUUCCGAUGCUACAUCAUGAGAUUACACCUAAUUUUAGAAUGCGUUAUAUGGAAUUCUAAAAUACUUGGAAUGCUCUGCGUAUUCACUUUGAAAACAAUACUUGACAAAGAAUGUGAUAGCUGCCACGCAACCCUAGUUCAUUUAUAAGAAGCAGGGCAGCAUGGGAGAGGCAACAGGUGAUUUAGAUAUACAGUCAGAGGAAUUAACCAAAUUUUCAUAUUCUGAAGAUGUGAAGCCAGAGCUAUCUACAGUAUUUUCAUCUUCUGCUGACAUAAAAACAGAAGUGUCCACAAUUUUGACUUUCCAUGAUAGGAAACCAAACAUGUCAUUUAUAACUUCACAGGAUUUUAAAACCAAUGUUCCACCAGAAUUUUUAUCUUCUAAAGAAACAAAAACAAAAAAUACAACAUUUUCAUCCUUAGAUGAUGUAAAACACAAUAUGACAUUUAUAACUUCUCAAGAUUUAACAACAGGAUUUUUAAUUAAUAAUGAUAUGGAACCUACUGUAUCAGCAAUAUGUACAGGAUCUGAAGAUAUAAAAUCAGAAUCAGCAACGUUAUCAACUAGCGAAGAUAUAAAAUCAGAAUUAGCAAUAUUAUUAGCUAGCGAAGAUAUGAAAUCAGAAUUAGCGACGUUAUCAAGAAGUGAAGACAUAAAACCAGAUUUAUGGACAUUUUUAGAUUUUGAGGAUAAACAACAAAAAGGACUAGAAGAAAAGCUAAAACUUUCUGAAGAUAAAACAUUUGUUUCUGUUGAUCAUCAUGAACAGUUCUUUCAAAGAUCUAACUUGAAUAAACAUAAACAAGCUCAAGUAGGGGAGAGGCCUCUUCAAUGUGAUGAUUAUCAUAAAAGGUUUUCAGACAGUUCUAGUUUAAGAAAACAUAAAAAAGUUAAUUCAGGAGAUAAGUUACAUGAAUGUGAUCUUUGUCAUAAAAAGUUUUCACUCCGUUCUAAUUUAAGUAGGCACAAAAAAAUUCAUUUAGUGGUUAAACCUUAUGAAUGUGAUGAUUGUCAUAAAAGGUUUUCAAACAUUUCUAGUUUAAGUAAACAUAAGAAAGUCCAUUUAAUGGUUAAGCCUUAUGAAUGUGAUGUUUGUCAUAAAAAGUUUUCAUACAGUUCUAGUUUAAGAAACCAUAAAAGAAUUCAUUUAAUGUUUUUUAAGUGUUAUGAAUGUGAUCUUUGUCAUAAAAAGUUUUCAUACAGUUCUACUCUAAGAAUACACAUAAAAAUUCAUUUAGGGGUUAUGCCUUAUGAAUGUGAUGUUUGUCAUAAAAAGUUUGCAUGCAGUUCUAGUUUAAAUAAACAUAAGAAAGUCCAUUUAAUGGUUAAGCCUUAUGAAUGUGAUGUUUGUCAUAAAAGGUUUGCAGACAGUUCUACACUAAGCAAACACAAAAAAAUUCAUUUAGGGGUUAAGCCUUAUGAAUGUGAUGUUUGUCAUAAAAAGUUUGCAGAAAAUUCUACUCUAAGAAUACACAUUAAAAUUCAUUUAGGGGUUAAGCCUUACGAAUGUGAUGUUUGUCAUAAAAAGUUUGCAUGCAAUUCUAGUUUAAAUAAACAUAACAAAGUCCAUUUAAUGGCUAAGCCUUAUGAAUGUGAUGUUUGUCAUAAAAGGUUUGCAGACAGUUCUUAUAUUAAUAGACACAAAAGAGUUCAUACAGGAGAAAAUCCAUAUGAAUGUGAUGUUUGUCAUAAAAGGUUUUCAGACAGUUCCUCACUAAGCAGACACAAAAAAAUUCAUUUAAUGGUUAAGCCUUAUGAAUGUGAUGUUUGUCAUAAAAGGUUUUCAGACAGCUCUUAUUUUAAUAGACACAAAAUAAUUCAUUCAGCAGAUAAUCCGUAUGAAUGUGAUGUUUGUCAUAAAAGGUUUUCAGGCAGUUCUCAUUUUAAUAGACACAAAAAAAUUCAUUCAGCAGAUAAUUCUGAUAAUCCGUAUGAGUGUGGUGUUUGUCUUAAAAAGUUUUCAAACAUUUAUGUUCUUAACCAACACAAAAAUAUUCAUAUAGAAAUUAAGCCUUAUAAAUGUGAUCUGUGUCAUAAAAGUUUUUCAUACAGGUCUUCUCUAAGCCUACACAAAAAUAUUCAUUUGGAAGUUAAGCCUUAUGAAUGUGAUCUUUGUCAUAAAAGGUUUUCAAACAGUUCUAAGCUAAGCCAACACAAAAAUAUUCAUUUGGAAGUUAAGCCUUAUGAAUGUGAUGUUUGUCAUAAAAGGUUUUCAAACAGUUAUAGUUUAAGUAAACAUAAAAAAGCUCAUUCAGGAGAUAAGCCACAUGAAUGUGAUGUUUGUCAUAAAAAGUUUUCAUACAGUUCUAGAUUAAGAAACCAUAAAAAAAUUCAUUUAAUGUUUUUUAAGCGUUAUGAAUGUGAUCUUUGUCAUAAAAAGUUUUCAUACAGUUCUACUCUAAGAAUACACAUAAAAAUUCAUUUAGGGGUUAAGCCUUACAAAUGUGAUGUUUGUCAUAAAAAGUUUUCAAACAGUUAUAAUUUUAAUAGACACAAAAGAAUUCAUUCAGCAGAUAAUUCAUAUGAAUGAUUUUUUUCAUUAAAAAGUUUUCAUAUAGUUCUUCUCUAAGCAAACACAAAAAAAUUGGUUAAGCCUUAAGAAUGUCAUAACUUUGUCAUAAAGGGUUUUCACUUUGUUCAUUCAGGAAAUAAAUUCUAUAAAUCUGAUGUUGGUCAUGAAAACUUUACCCACAAUAGUGUAUGAUAAUAUUUUUUUAAUUGUUGAAGCACCAAAUGAAUAGACAUUCUAAUCUUCAAUUCAUUCAUGAUCUCUAUAUAUUUAUAAUAGGAUAGCAUGUUAAGUUGUAAGCACCAAAUGAAUAGACAUUCUAAUCUUCAAUUCAUUCAUGAUCUGUAUAUAUUUAUCAUAGGAUAGCAUGUAAGCACCAAACGAAUAGACAUUCUAAUCUUCAAUUCAUUCAUGAUCUGUAUAUAUUUAUAAUAGGAUAGCAUGUUAAGUUGUAAGCACCAAAUGAAUAGACAUUCUAAUCUUCAAUUCAUUCAUGAUCUCUAUAUAUUUAUAAUAGGAUAGCAUGUUAAGUUGUAAGCACCAAAUGAAUAGACAUUCUAAUCUUCAAUUCAUUCAUGAUCUGUAUAUAUUUAUAAUAGGAUAGCAUGUAAGCACCAAAUGAAUAGACAUUCUAAUCUUCAAUUCAUUCAUGAACUGUAUAUAUUUAUAAUAGGAUAGCAUGUAAGCACCAAACGAAUAGACAUUCUAAUCUUCAAUUCAUUCAUGAACUGUAUAUAUUUAUAAUAGGAUAGCAUGUUUUAGUUCUACUUCUAGGUCACUGGUAUAUAUUUUCGUAUUUUAUAUGCAAAUACAGCUAAAUUGAUGUUUAUUGCAUACAUUUAAAUGAAAAUAAAAGAUAAUAACAGACUAUUAUUAAUAAAUUAUUAUAUUAAAAUUACCCAAUUUAGACCAUCCUUGUGGCUGAACAUUUAUAGUUAUCUUUUCUUUGGUCUCAGUCUGAGAAGUGUAAGUGGGAUCAUUCCCUAAAACAACUAUCAGUUUCUAAUUCUUGACUCUAUCCCAUUUUCUUUUCUAUUUGCAAACAGUAACACUGCAUACAAGUUGCAAAUUAAAAGGCAUUAAAGACAAAAAAGACUAACGCUGUAUUGGUUAUGUUCUGACAUUUUGGUGUCCUAUUUCUAGCAUAAUUUAUGCUUUGUUGUUUUUUCUUUUGUUUUCUUUAUUUUUAAAAACACUUUAAUUUUAAUGAAAUUGUUGCUGUGGGAUUGUAACAAGAAAUAAAAAUUUCU
Molecule: messenger RNA, 3839 nt
Organism: Physella acuta
Lineage: Eukaryota; Metazoa; Mollusca; Gastropoda; Physidae
Product: zinc finger protein 271
Source: RefSeq, a predicted model, not a curated record